ACCCUUUUACAUCUACAUUGGUUUUGGAUUUUUUAAUUUUGCUAUUUUGUUGAAAAUGUCUUCACAAAAUGUUUCAGUCAGAAGAACAGAAUUCAUCAUAGGUGGUUUUGAUACAACCAGCUAUCCUGUGCUAGUUGGUGCGGUUAUACUGAUUGCCUACAUUGUGGUUGUUCUAGCAAAUGUAGUAAAUAUCCUCAUCAUUAUUCAUGAAAAGAAACUACACAGACCAAUGUAUCUUCUGAUUUGUAACCUUGCUGUUGUUGAUAUUCUGUACACAUCUAGUGUGUGUCCAACAAUGAUUGGAGUUCUACUUGUUGGUGUUAAAAACAUCUCCUAUGUGCCAUGUUUAAUUCAAAUGUUUUCUUAUCAUUUAGGACACGUGAUGGAGGCACUUGCUCUGUCAAUUAUGGCAUUUGAUCGAUUGAUUGCUGUUAGUUGUCCUUUUCAGUAUCACAGAUAUUUAACAAAUGUUCGUAUUGUGUCUCUUACAUAUUUUCUGUGGAUUGUUGGCAGUGGUUUAGUGGCUGUUUUUCCUGCAACUGUGAUCCCUCUGUCUCACUGCUACAAAGUGCUGAUUUACACUUUCUGUUCCUAUGGUGCUGUUGUACGAACCACUUGUGUUGAUCCAAACUACUAUUUUAAUAUGGUUGCAAUUAUAAUUUCUUUUUUUAUAUUUUUCACCCUUGGUUUUAUUUGCCUGUCCUACAUUGGGAUCAUAGUUUUUGCUAAAUUAUCUUCCAAUAAUGACAGAAUUAAAAUGGGUUGCACUUGUUUGAGCCACUUGAUUGUUGUAAUAUGUUUUUAUAUUCCAUUAAUUGUCAUUAUUCUGUUGACCAGGUUAGGUGUAGUAUUAACUCUUGAGGCGCGUGAUGGCCUAAAUAUUGGAUCGAUCUUUCUCUCAGCUUUGGUAAAUCCUUUUGUGUACUGUCUUAGAACAAAAGAAAUAAAAAAUGAGAUUAUUAUGAUAUUUAAAAAAGUUCAGACAUUUCAGUAA
Molecule: messenger RNA, 994 nt
Organism: Betta splendens (Siamese fighting fish)
Lineage: Eukaryota; Metazoa; Chordata; Actinopteri; Anabantiformes; Osphronemidae
Product: olfactory receptor 51E2-like
Exons: 1
Coding region: 56-994 (312 amino acids)
Biological process (GO): G protein-coupled receptor signaling pathway
Cellular component (GO): membrane
Molecular function (GO): olfactory receptor activity; G protein-coupled receptor activity
Source: RefSeq, a predicted model, not a curated record